Molecule: messenger RNA, 1233 nt
Organism: Sebastes umbrosus (honeycomb rockfish)
Lineage: Eukaryota; Metazoa; Chordata; Actinopteri; Perciformes; Sebastidae
Gene: impact
Product: impact RWD domain protein
Exons: 11
Coding region: 123-1091 (322 amino acids)
Biological process (GO): regulation of translational initiation
Cellular component (GO): cytoplasm
Molecular function (GO): protein binding
Source: RefSeq, a predicted model, not a curated record
ACACACCAUGCAUACAGGCUGGAUCUCAACAUGUAGUUCAUGUGCCUUCACUUUUAUGCAGUAUAAUGUCUUUUUGACUGAUUUAUUUUCAUAUUUUCAAAAGCUGACACACACUUGAACUAAUGGCUGACAUCUUAAAUCUGGAAAAUGAAUCAGAUCUGCAGGAUCAAAUUGAAGAGGUUGAGGCUCUGUCUUCCAUCUACGGGGAUGAAUGGUGUGUUAUAGAUGAAGCAUCCAGAAUAUUUUGCAUCAAAAUAUCCAACGACUUGGAGGAGACAAAACUGACCGCCUGUUUGCAGAUAAUUCUCCCACCUGAUUAUCCCAGCGCCGCCCCGCCCAUCUACCAGAUCAAUGCGGCGUGGUUGCGCGGCCCCGAGAGGACCAAAUUGGCAAACAGCCUGGAAGACCUCUACGUGGAGCAUGUUGGGGAGAGCAUCCUCUACCUGUGGGUGGAAAAGAUAAGAGAAUUCCUAGUGGAGAAAUCCCAGAGCUCAGAAACAGUUGAUCAACCAGAGAAGGUGAACAUGACGGCUGAGGAGGAGGUGGAUGAUGAUGAUGAUGAUGAAGACGUACCAGACUUCACGACUCUCAAGCUGAACACAGAAAACGCUCAUCUGUUCAUGGAUCAUGCAAACGAUGAAGAGGUGCCUCCUAUAAAACAUGGAAACACCAUCACAGACCGACGCAGCACCUUCCAGCCUCACUUAGCACCUGUGGUGACACCCAGACAGGUUAAAAUGGUCCUCGGGAAGCUGUAUGAGAACAAGAAGAUUGCUAGUGCCACUCAUAAUAUUUAUGCAUACAGGAUUUACUGCGAGGACAAGCACAGCUUCCUGCAGGACUGUGAGGACGACGGCGAGACGGCCGCGGGGGGGAGACUGCUCCAUUUGCUGCAGAUCCUGGACGUGCGUGAUGUUGUGGUGGUCGUGUCUCGGUGGUACGGAGGUAUUCUGUUGGGUCCUGACCGCUUCAAACACAUCAACAACUGUGCCAGAAACAUCCUGGUCGAGGAGGGAUACACGGCCUCCGCGGAUGAGGCCACCAAAUCCACAGCGAAGACCAAAAGGCCAAAAAGCAAGAAGACAAAAUGAAUUUCAUUAGAAGAAAAAAAAAGACUUUUUCACAGUGUUGGAAAAAGAUUGUUUUUAGCCGAUUCAGAUGUGUCUUAAUAGAGACAAACAGGGAUUUCAUGCAAAUACAAAUAAUUUAUUAAAAAUGACGACGGUAUUAAAA